Dendroctonus ponderosae (mountain pine beetle) is the source of this 703-nucleotide messenger RNA. RefSeq names its product V-type proton ATPase 21 kDa proteolipid subunit c''. Gene Ontology annotation, cellular component: proton-transporting V-type ATPase, V0 domain. Gene Ontology annotation, molecular function: proton-transporting ATPase activity, rotational mechanism. Gene Ontology annotation, biological process: proton transmembrane transport. NCBI's taxonomy places the organism in Eukaryota, Metazoa, Arthropoda, Insecta, Coleoptera, Curculionidae. The record is from RefSeq and is a predicted model, not a curated record.
GUGUAAAGGCUCCCAGAAUCAAAACAAAAAACCUCAUCUCAGUAAUCUUCUGCGAAGCAGUGGCAAUCUACGGACUGAUUACUGCCAUUGUUUUAUCGGGCUAUUUGGACAAUUUCACUUGGGACCUGGUGGUCAAAGACGACAGCUUGAAGGCCAAGAAUUGGCUGUCUGGAUAUUUGAUUUUCGGCGCUGGAUUAUCAGUAGGCACAGUGAAUCUACUUUGCGGCAUCUGUGUGGGGAUUGUUGGGAGCGGCGCAGCCUUGGCGGACGCAGCAAAUGCAAGUUUGUUCGUGAAAAUCUUGAUUAUAGAGAUUUUCGCCAGUGCAAUUGGCCUCUUCGGACUGAUCGUCGGCAUCUUCAUGGUGUCGAAGGUUCAGAUGGGCGAUAAAAUCCACUAAAAAUCUUGAUCUAGAUGUACGUUUAUGUAAGUAAAACCCUUCGGGUUCGGAUGGUGAAAACCUGGGGAAUACUCAUACUCGCUAGGAGUCUAUGGCUACUAACUUAAGGAUUGAUGUACUUAGUUGCACUGGUUCGGUUGGCGGGUGAAAACUCAUUUUUUCCAACUUGAGCUGUUCGUUAUGCGACGCCAAAGAGCCGCUUCUAGUUGCUAGUGUUUUAUAUAGGAGCUAAGAGAACAUUUUUAUUUCUGUGUGCCCAACAAGUCAAGUAACUUAAGUGACAUAAAAGCUACGUUAAUUUUAAA